UUGUUUUACCGGCUGUGCCGUGCGCAGGUGAGCCAGCCUUUUUAACCUCGAAAGAAGAAAAAAGUGCCAAAGUAGGACAGACGAUAACAGGUGUGCAUAUUUCUUUUUAGGCGUUUUUAUCGAACUGGUCUUCAGUCCCAGGAUUUUUAAGUUGAAAGAUAAAAAAUCACCCCAAUGCAUACCAACAGACGUUUCCAUAAUACGCAGGUCAUGUAUAAAUACAGGGGAUAUACAACAGACAGCCCAAGCGUGCUGUGUGUUUUAUGGGUCUAAACGCCAUAAACGGGAAUACCUAGCAUAUUUAGAUCGAAUUUAAGCGUAAGUGCGGGCCGUUAAAAAAGUAAAAAUUAUAAAAAAUAAAGAAAGAUUAAUAGAGAAUAAUGAAAGCAAGAAAUAUUACGUGUCAGGUCUCCUUACCUUCUCCGUAGCCGCCUCAUCACCGACGGUCAUUUCAACGCUGUUUCGGCGACUUUCUUUGGAACGCUUGUGGUGCUACCGGUCAACUAUAGAUAGAGAAACACAAGGCUGGUCACUUCAACCGGUCGUGCAGGGGACUUUCGAGAAACGGAACCCGAACACCAAACGUAGCCACUUGAAGGCCGAGAAAUUUCACACUAGUCGACCGAUCUCUCUCAAAUUUCCACCCACGAGAGCGCUCUGCUACUACCUACCCGUUCGAGAGGCAAAAGUUUUCAAAAUUCGCUGCAUCCGUCCGAUAAACGUUCCGUUUUAUCACCCAUUCCAGCUAAAUUGCUUUGUAAUGACGGGUGAUCCUUAUGGCCUAACUAUGGGAUUCAAAUAUCGUGGUGCUUGCGGUCGAAUUACACGCAUGACUCCCCAGAGGGUGUUGUUUGGCUAUAGGACGGACGAAAAAAGCCUCCUACCGAUCCCCUGAGAGUCAUUUAUUUGGUUAGACGUGCUUUGUCAUUUGAAUCCCUUGUGUUUUUUUAUAUAUAUAUAUAUGUAUAUAUACGUUGCGCUUCAUAUCAUAAGUGACCACAUCGUCAGACAAACGAUAAUACUUUGAUAUCAUCGCAGUUUACUACGAUGGUCAGCACAACCCUUUUACGAAAUGUAUACUAGUUAUGGUGUGAGAGUAAUAUGAUGUACAACACAAUCAUUGUACAGGUGCUGAGCUCCACUUUCAAAAUUGAGAGUUCGAGCUUUGCAAAUAAUGGUUAAAUUAGCAGUAUUACACAUUUAUAGCUGCUUUUUAUAAGCUUUGGAGUGAGGGAAUGACUAUUUGCAAGUAUUUUAAUCAAUGUUUAGAUUCAGAUUCAUCGAAGACUUUACCAAACCCGGGAACUUCAAUAUCAACUGGAGCAGGAAGUAUUAUGGAAGGUGAUGUCUUGAUAGGUGUCCACACUGAGCCACUCUCCUCACGAGCCAUGGCAGAAGAAAGUAACACACAAGAAAUAUGUGACAAGGAAGAAGAAUUUGCAGAUCCGAGGGCAUCUCUGGACAUAAAUGACAGCAAAAGAGAGGCGGAAGGAAGCGUUAGGAAUGCCUCAGAAUUAGUGCAGCGCGCUGCUCAGACAGCCUUUUCACGUUCAAAAAGAGGAGAAGGUGACAAAGAAAGACAGCCGGCAACAGAAAUAAUGAUGAAUACAGGCAAUGACACCCAUUCCGUCACCCAAGGUGCAGAAAAGGACAAUGGAGAAAUAAAAGUCAGGGUAUCGCUUAAGAUUGAUUGUUGCCCCGUUGAGAAAGCUGAACAAAAGGAAGGACAUCUGACGGCGGUAAAUCCUGAUGCGAUACCUGAUAACCUUCCCACAAAAGUUCUAGCCGCAAUUGCAGAUAGAUAUCUCAAGUACCUCAAGCCAACUAAUAGAGAAGGAUUCAGCGAAUUUUUACAGUAUUUAAUCGAUGUGCGUAAGGUAAUAAUCGUGGGCCUCGACUUUGGAAGCCUGAUUAUUACAGUAGAAUGCAGGUCCUUGAAAAUACUUGAUGAAUUGUGGAAAGAUUAUCGCACAGGUUACCUUGCUAAAAUGGCUCAACAGUACCUCGUAACCGACUACAUCCUGAAAAAGUUCGAGCUCGUUGAUGUUAAACUUACUACCACUUUUGACGAGGAGAAUUACAGAGUUGCCAGAGAGAGAGCAUUACUUCUGCAGUCUGCAGGACAUGUUACGGUGAAGAAAGUGUUAACAGCCGGAGCUCUCAGUGUAGAAAACAAAAAAGAAUCAAUGACUACAGAGGUGUUUCCUUCUACAGAUGCUGAUACCCCAAAUAGAACGGCUCAACGAGCAAGGGGAAGCAGAAAAAGAGGGAAAGCGCCAGAAAACCAGGACCAGAAAGGAAUUAAAAAGCUUCACUCUGCUGCAAAAAAUGGUGAUGUCGCUGCGAUUGACUCUCUUCUCUUACUUGGAAUUGGUAUUGACGCGAGAGACGAGUCAGGCCGUACGCCACUUGUGACAGCUAUUUUAAAUGGCCAGCUACAGGCAAUCAAGUACCUAAUCGGAAAUGGAGCAGAUCCUCUGAAGAGGAGCCAUGGAUGGAAUUCAUUGCAUUGGGCCUCAUUUUUUGGUCACACUGAUGUCAUUGAGUUCCUGAUUAGACAUGUACCCGAUAUUGACUCAAGAGCUGAUCAAGAUAUGACGCCGGUGUUGAUAGCCACUCGUUAUGGUAAAUUACAAACGGUAGAGUUCCUCAUCAGUAAAGGGGCCAAUUUGGAUCUAAGAGAUGACAGAGGAUGGAGUUCGUUACAUUGGGCCUCAGAUAUAAACCGCACUGACAUCAUUGAACUACUGGUCAGUCACAUGACAGAUACUGACCCAAGAGACACCAAGGAUAGGACGCCGUUGAUGAGGGCAGCCUGGUAUGGAAAGCUACAGGCAGUGGAAUGCCUUAUUGGUUUAGGCGCCAAUCCGUCAUUGGAAGACGACGAUGGAUGGAAUUCGUUGCAUUGGGCAUUACUCAGUGACAACACAGCUGUUAUUGACACAAUGCUCUCUCACGGAGUUAGCGCUGAAUCCAAAACCAAGAAGGGUGAUACCCCACUCAUGUUAGCACGAAGAUAUGGUGUUCCAAAUGCGAUCACUUAUCUCCUACGCAAAAGUGCAAAGUCUGACUGAAUAAAGAAGCACACUGGUUCUCGUUAAGUCAUGUUUAAAGGACUAAGAAACUUUGCAGGCGUCGCUCAGUUGUUGGUUGAUGGUGAAAUUCAUACUAAAUUGAUUUAACUUAAUGGUAACACAAAAAGAUAAAUUUUAAGAUUAAAAACUAGAUAAUAUAGCAUGCUUUAAAAUUCAGCCUGGCAACUUCCGAGUUAUAUCAGACUUUGGGUUUGACUUUCGGGUAGACAAUAGCGUUGCGUAACUUUCGUUUUAUGGUUACUUCAACUAUCCGUAGCUUUGAGGGUCUCAGUUUUGUUCUUAUCAUGAAGGUUACUGAGCAAGAACCGACGUUCAAAACCGUCGUGAAUGACUAGUUGAUGACACAAUCAACCCCUUUAUGGGUAGGCAAAUGAUUAACUGAAGAACUAUGUGUAUAGCAUAGUUUUGAGAUGCAAUUAUAGAAGACUAUUAGCCAAGUCUUUCUCAUCUCAGAGCAGCCAAAAGGCAGCGAAUGUGCUUCUCAAGUAAUAUUUUCAUCGAUAACAAAAGUUGAAGCAUCCGGCACUUUAAAGCCUUUUAAAGCAUGGGUAAAGCGGAAUGGAAAAAAUAGCUUUGUACAUUUUUAUAGAUAUUUUAAUCAACACGCAUACCAAUGGAGGAAUUGGCCGUAGUCGGCUUUUUAGACAAUAUCGUAGAUAAAUUUCGUUCGUCUUCAGGGAAACAAGACUCUUUUAGGUACGACGUCGUUUGAUACCAUUGUAGCUUGGGAGGAGGCGCUCAUCAUUGCUACCUCAGCGCAAGGAUUUCCCUGUCCGUGGAAAGUAUGGGCCCUCGAGCGAGUCGAGCCAGCGAAUAUGUAUGGGGUUUAGCACUGAUGUUUAUAAGUGCCAAACCCUGGCAAAAUUCUGCUUGAUCUUUUUUCAAAUCUUCUCGCGGUCGGAGAAAUGCACGUUCUGCAGUGCUAACUGUGCGAGGGCCUGGUCACGGGCCAAAAGAAAAGAACAUCGCAUGGAAAGAUUUUCACCAGUUCCAUAAAAUAUUAUUUGUCGGUACUUAAUACUGACGGAAAUAAGUUAAUUUUCUGAUUCGUUAGUCAUUCAGCUUGUAGUAUACGCAUUAAAACAGAUAUAUAUUCAUAUUCAUUAAGAAAAUAUGCGUUCAUCUGAUGUUUUGUGAGAAUAGAAAGGGUUACUUUAUUGUUCUUGCCUGAGCAGCGAAGGCUACGCCAAUGGAUAUAUUCAAACUUUUCAUUGUCAGUCACUUAAGAAUUCCGUUAAGUACUUUUCGGGAUUAGGACAGUAGAAUUAUGUAUGGACACAAACUGAAGCCGAAAGAUACGACCAAUAGUAUAUUUGGUCACUUCGGAAUGUCCAGAGAGAUGUUUCACUGAUAUUAUGUAUGGUUCACUUUACUGUUAUCAUAAUUUUUCAAUUAAGAAAAGUAAAUAUAAAUAUUUUCUUUCUUUUUUUGGGUGGGGAAAGGAUAUUUUGCAUAAAUUAGUUUACGGACUAAAGUUAAGAGUAAUUACGUCUGUUUGGAAACUUAAGAUCGUCAGUAUGUAUUGAUAGUAUCAAUACAUUCGAUUGCUCUACAUUUCUCUACAUAAAUUUAUAACAUAACCAAAGUAAAGUGCGCGCUCUAGUUGGUCAAUUUAGCGUCCCCCAU
This is a messenger RNA of Stylophora pistillata, 4721 nucleotides long. RefSeq lists its product as uncharacterized. The record is from RefSeq and is a predicted model, not a curated record. Lineage: Eukaryota; Metazoa; Cnidaria; Anthozoa; Scleractinia; Pocilloporidae. Gene Ontology annotation, molecular function: protein binding.